AUGACGGCCCUUGUUCCUAAGCUUCGUCCUGCAAGAUUACUUGAUCCGACUCUUUUUCGACUCUUCCACUACUGUCACAGAAGUUGGAGAGACUCCGCUGUCGCUGUCCGCCAAGAGUUAAUUGAGCUCUCGGGUCGCUGGGCAGAACUGGGGCUAGAGGGUCCAUGUCCAUAUUUCCCCACAGAAGCGGAAUUGAAACAGCAUGCUCGAGACUAUGAAAAUUUUGAGGCUGUUCAGGCCCUCAAGUCAUGGCUAAGAGAUAGCCUUGAUACGAAUUCUGACGGGUGGAUUCCGAACGAUGCAUGGGACGCUGCGAAGGUUGCUCAUCGCGCAGCGUAUGAUGAAUGGAUACAGACUGCCAAAGAAGCCGAGUCCCGUGGAGAGGACAUGACAGUAGCAAAGACGGACAAGAUGUGGCCAUUCGAUGCUAGAUAG
Penicillium verhagenii is the source of this 435-nucleotide messenger RNA. RefSeq lists its product as uncharacterized. The transcript has a single exon. Gene Ontology annotation, cellular component: mitochondrion. The record is from RefSeq and is a predicted model, not a curated record. Lineage: Eukaryota; Fungi; Ascomycota; Eurotiomycetes; Eurotiales; Aspergillaceae. The coding region runs from base 1 to 435 and encodes 144 amino acids.